Molecule: messenger RNA, 3102 nt
Organism: Stylonychia lemnae
Lineage: Eukaryota; Ciliophora; Spirotrichea; Sporadotrichida; Oxytrichidae
Source: the annotation of a GenBank genome assembly
AUGAAAGGAAUACAGUCCUCAAUUUCAUCUUAGAAUGUAAAAUAGAACAAGUUCCUCAAGGACAUGAUUGAGGAUUCCAAAAAAGCUGCACAAAAGCAGUUAAAUACCAUCUCAUAAAUCCCAAAAAGUGUCAAGGAACUAGAUUAGAUAACAUAAAAUAAGAGAAAAGAAUUGGGACUUGGAGGCACUGGUGGAGGUACUGCUUCAAUUCAACAUGCCAAUAAAAAUAAAGAACUUAUUUAGGCUUAAAUGGAUAAGAAUCAACUUUUAUUAGAAAAGGCUUAAUAACUUUAAUAGAGACUAGAAGCUACCAACAAGAAAUUUCAAGAAACUUAACAAAGAAUAGCUCCUGCUAAGGACUCACUCGCUAAAAGAGACCUCCAAAAUUCAAAAUUAGUUCCUUUAGAAUCGAAACCUCUUUACCCGAACACAAUUCUCUAAACAAAUAAUCCAGAAGAAGUAAAGCAAGUUAUUGAGUUAAUGAUCGCUUAAUAAUAAUGCUAAUCAGUUUAAGAAUAGAGUGUAUUAAACUACAAUCUGCUUUUUAAGGAUCCAGAUUUUGGGCCAGAGGCAUAAUAUAAUCCGUUAUAUUUUGAAGGAGAUCUUGAUCAAAAAUUAGCUUAGGAAUUGGAAUUUUCCUUGAGAAAAUUAAGUUGGAUGAGACCUUAAGAAAUAGCUCCUAUGCCGAAAAUGGCUGGAUUUACUGAAUUAGAUUUAUCUAAGGCUUCACAAGAGGAAAUCUUAUCUAUGAAAUCUGAUUACAAAAUCCAUGGACACAGAAUUAUUUAGGGUAAAUUAGAAGAUAGAUGGUUCCUAAGUUCUUUGAGUAUGAUUGCAGCAGAACAGAAAGUUUUUGAUUAAAUGAUUUGUAGAGAAGAAGGAUUCUACUAAUAUAGGAAAUACGGAGUAUACGUCUUUAGAUUCUUUAAGAAUGGUUAACUCUAUUAUGUUAUAAUUGAUGACAGAUUACCAUGUCUUUAAAAAGAUAAUGGUCAGCCAGUACCUUUUUUUGCUAGAUGUGAAAACUCAAAUCUAUUUUGGGUAUCACUUUUAGAAAAAGCCUUCGCCAAACUACAUGGUAGAUACUAUGCACUUUUAAUUGGUACUCCUGAGGAAGCUAUCCAAGACAUGAUUGGUAUUUAUCCUGAAACUGUCUAUAUUGAUCCUCAAUAAAAUACUAAUAAAGAUAAUCUUUUCAAUUCCUUGAGAGUUCUUAGUUAUAAUCACUGCAUUUUAGGUUGCAAAUUGGAUUUCGAGAUGUUUCCAAGCUUGGAUUAAGAAAAAAAGUAAAAUUCUUACAGAUAAGCACAACUAAAGGGCAUUCAAUAAAGAUUUUUCUAUACAAUAUUGGAUGUAAGAGAAGUUAAAACAGAGGAGAGGGGAGCAGAACCUUCACAAGUUCAUAAAUUAGUUAGACUGAAAAAUCCUUGGGCUAAUUCAUAAGAGUGGAAUGGAGCAUUCAGUGAUGUAGAUCCAGUUUGGAAUCAAGAUCUGAAGAGUAAAUUUAACAAUAUGAAUGUCUUAGAUGGAUAUUCUGAUAAUGAAAGGUACAUCCAUAGAUGGAAUGUUGAAGAUGGGAUAUUUGUCAUCAAGUUAGAUGACUUCGUUGAGAUGUUUAACUGUAUAAUAAUAGGAAGAGAUUACCCAGAUAGCUACUUUGGAGUGAAAUUUGAAGAUGAAUGGGCUCCUAGUUUUGGUUUCCCUCAUCCUAAAAAUCCUGACUGGCUAAGAAAUAAGCAAUUCAUUUUUACAUUUGAUAAUCCCUUGGUAAAAGAAGUGAGAGUAACUGCCAUCAUUCAAUAGAAUGAUCCAAGAUUCAUUACUUAGCUUCAUCCUCCAUUCAAGGAUCACAGAGUAAAUAUCGGGCUGAUUGUACUUAAAAUGAAUAAGAUUGAGGAUAGAGUUAAAUUUUAUGAUACGAAUAAAAAGGUUCUGAUAAAAAAGACUUAGCCUUCAAGAUCUGUAGAAUGCUCUUUCACAAUUACAUAAGGUAAAUACUGUAUAAUACCUCUCACAAAGUACUCUAAUGAUGUGCAGAAAUAUUAGCUUAAAUUCUACUUUAAUUGCUAGCCUGCAGAUAUCAUUUUUGAAACUAAACCUUUCAAAAUAAUUCUAGAUAAUAAUAUGACAUAAGAUAUUUAAGAGACUAGCAUAAGUAAAAAAGAUCUAUUAAAUUAGUUAAAUAAUAAGUUUUAUGAUGCAGCAAAGCCAGGGGAUAAUAAAUAAAUUAUAAAAUCAGCAUUACCAGAUAGAUCAACAGCAGCAUUAGCCUCUAACAUUCUAAGAACUAGCAUCUUUAGACCAGAUAACGAACAAAUAAAGAAAUAAAUAGGAUCAAAUUAAUUUGUCUGGAAUGUAAUGACACCAUUUGAGCUAGAAAGUAUUAUCAACCCUCCAUCUAAGGUAGAUCUAAAAAAAAGAGAUCAAAAUACUGUUUCCGAUGCCAAAAGAUAUCAAUAGAUGCUUGGAGAUUUUUAUGAAGAAGAUGAAAAUGAUUUUGGGUGUAGAUUAUAUGAUUAAGAUUUCGAUUAACUCUAGGCUUUUGAAAGAAAUUAAAUUUUAAUAGGAAUUGAUCCUGAUGAUCCCGAUGAAACAUAAAAGGGAAAAACUAAAGAGUAGAUAAACAAAUAAUCUGAUAUACAUAGACAUGCUGUUGAAAUGACUAAAGAUGAACUUGAUUUAUCUUAUUAUUACAUUGGUUAAGACGGUUUUCAUGCAAUUUUGCCAUAGCUUGAGCAAAAUUAUCUAUCUUGGAUUACUAAACUAAAUGUGGCAGGUAAUGGUCUAAGUGAUUUUAGCAUUAUUGAAUUGGUAGAUAGCUUAAAGCAAAUUCAUAAUUAGACACUAGAAUAUUUAGACAUUAGUGAUAACAAAAUUAGUGAUUAGGGUAUUCAGGCUUUGAUUGAUCUUUGUUCUAAAAAUAGAUCUUUGAAAGAGAUUGUUACUGAAGGCCUAACUGAUCCUUCCCCAAAUAUAAUGACUAGAUUAGAAACAGCAUUAAAGAAAAACUAAAUGGGUCUUCCAGAUUCCAAGAUUGAUUAGAUGUAUCAAACAGCUAAAUAAGUAGAUCAAGCAAUGAAUUAUCAUUUAUAAUUUGUUUGA